GAAGAGAUCGCGAUCAUGGCUUACACGCCGCGACAUUCCCACUUCGACAACGAAAAAGACCUUGGCCCUGACGAUAGCAUCUCGGUGGUGUCAACCUCCACAGUUAGCGACAGCCAGCCAUGCACCAUGAAUAUAAGGACGCCACCGUCUUCGUCCGCAUCCACAUCCACGCCGAACCGCAGUAGUAAUAUCCCAUACAUCACCCGCAAUUCUGCGCCCGGCCCCGGCUCGACUUACAUCAUAGUCCACAAGUCUGGGGACGUGAUAAAGGCACUCACUGUCAUCAGGGGACGACUAGGCCUGGUGACUCCUCUUGAACUACUUCCCAACCCGCCCGUUCUUGACGCGGUUCAGGCAAAGACCUUUGCGGGUAUUUGCAACUGGCAUUGGCACUGCGAAGAGUCAGACGGAUGGCUUGGUUUUCGGAACGCAGCGACGGGGUUGUGGCUUAGGUCUUCUUCUAUAUGCUUCGAUGAAGACAAGAUGCCCGAGGCGGUUCAUUUAGGGGGGAUUCUUUCAGACGCGACCGGCUCCACGCUCGGGAAUUUAGGGGUAAAUGAGCAGUUUUGUGUGAGGAAAGCCGUGGAUGACAAAGGAUAUGUGCUUCUAAAGAGGGUUGAUCACAAGAAGACUGUGUAUCUUUUGCCGGUCAAGGUGGUGUCGGUUCGGGCGGCCAUGGGUCCCGCAGCAAUUAACCCAAAGACUGCGGAUAUGGACAAGCAGCGAAUGACUUGGGAAUUUGUCGAGGUGGGCCAUGAAUUUACCCCUGAAACGAGGAUAACUUGUCAACCGCUGUGA
Neurospora tetrasperma FGSC 2508 is the source of this 798-nucleotide messenger RNA. RefSeq lists its product as uncharacterized. NCBI's taxonomy places the organism in Eukaryota, Fungi, Ascomycota, Sordariomycetes, Sordariales, Sordariaceae. The transcript has a single exon. The record is from RefSeq and is a predicted model, not a curated record. The coding region runs from base 16 to 798 and encodes 260 amino acids.